Molecule: messenger RNA, 6156 nt
Organism: Ictalurus punctatus (channel catfish)
Lineage: Eukaryota; Metazoa; Chordata; Actinopteri; Siluriformes; Ictaluridae
Product: zinc transporter 10
Exons: 4
Coding region: 4030-5397 (455 amino acids)
Biological process (GO): detoxification of zinc ion; intracellular zinc ion homeostasis; zinc ion transmembrane transport
Cellular component (GO): Golgi apparatus; endoplasmic reticulum; membrane
Molecular function (GO): zinc ion transmembrane transporter activity; calcium channel inhibitor activity
Source: RefSeq, a predicted model, not a curated record
UAAAUCCAUUCUUUAUCGUCUUUAUUGAAUAAAAGUUCACAUCCUCCGGUAGUUUUUGGAUGAAGAAAUGUAGGAGUGUAGUUGUGAUUGUACAGUUUAUUUAUGGAUUAGUGUUCCUUUAGAAAGUGCAGAAAAUGAAACGCAGGAGAAAGAUACAGCAGCAGCGUUGCAGCUUCAGAGAGCUGAAUAUUUUUAUCACUUAAAAAAAACAGAUGUUUAAACUCUUCUUAUUGUGAUUGUUUAACAACAUGCACCGUUUUAGUGACAUCGGAUCAGGAGGAAACUUUAACAUAUAAAUAAAAAAUAAAUCUAUUGUCAUUGGGGGAAGCUAACUUUUGCAUUUGACUGUAAAGAGUGUGUGUGUGUGUGUGUGUGUGUGUGUGUGUACGUGUACGUACAGAUAAAGAUGAGUCCACAGGACCAUGGCGUAUCGGAGCUUCGACACUUUCAGCACUAAAGAGGCGUAGGGAUCUGGAUUAUCUCCUGACCUUCGACCUCGUCCAAUGAAACAGGAGACACGCGCUGAUCCGUAACAGUCAUAUGAGCGCUCGUGACCUUCUAACAGGAUCGUUAUUAUCUUAAAGUUCUUCCUAAAGCAGGGUUUUCAGGGACGGCCUGGAGUCAGAAAGUUCAGAAAGUUCCUCUCGCUAACAAUAAGGUGUGUGUUCUCUCUCCGCUCCUCACCGUCCUCCUCCAUCCUCGGCCGAUCUGAGCCGUUAUUACAGCCGUGUGCCAGAACAAUCAGCACAUGCUGUGAACAAUCAGCACAUGCUGUGGUAAUGUUAAUGGAAUUGUCUACAAGAUUCAGUUCAGUGUUGUGUGUGCAGCGUGUUUAACGGUGGACGUCGUCCCGGAGCAGCGGUACAGAAAUAUAUACACUCAGGAUAUAGAUGUUAAAGGUAUGAAUUUAUCUCUAACGAGCAGACAGAGGAGACGUGGUGAGGAAAAACUCCCUGAGACGAUAUGAGGAAGAAACCUCGAGAGGAACCGGACUCAGAAGGGAACCGUCCUCAUCUGGGUGACACCAGACAGUGCGAUUAUAAAUAAAUACACCCCUUCUAUUAUGUGCUGAUACUACAUGGUGAAAUAGUGCAGUCGUGUAAGCAGGAAGUUCAUUACAGUUUCUACAGGAAGUCUGUUGUGUUGAACUUCUCCACUGAUCACUGAUGGAGACUCGAGUGUGAAACAGUGUGUGGUAAUUGUAGUUCUAAACUGAACUGAACUGAAAACUGAACUGAGGUCCAAAGCAUCUUUAUGGUUUCAGAGGUAAUCGCCAGGAUCCUCUGGUACAUGUCUGUGUUUUGGUUUCUGUUAUCUGUGUAACUGUUCUGAGUUACAGGAUGUGAUAUUAUAUCUGCUGCUUCAGCUGCAAAAUAAGAACAAAACAUCUUUUAACUAUUAACGAGGUCAGUGAGUCAGAAAAUGGUGCAUGUUGGCAGAUUGUGUACAGACUAUGAACUUCUUCUGUCUGAUUUUCUAGAACCAAAACAUUACACUGUUAUUAUUAAAGACUCGGACAGAGGUUUUAUCUACAGGACGUGACGUCCUUUCUGAAUCCGUUUGUUGAUGCAGAUGGAAAUUUUCCUCCUGUUUUGAUCUCUUCAGCUGAGAAAUAUUUUAUAUUUUGACUAAAUAAUUUUUGCUCUGUGACUUGUGGGGUCUGGGAGCGGUCCACGGUGGUGUCUCGUGCUUUGGUAGGGUGUCGGAGUGGUCCACGGUGGUGUCUUGUGCUUUAGAAAGGUCUGGGAGCGGUCCACGGUGGUGUCUCGUGCUUUGGUAGGGUGUCGGAGUGGUCCACGGUGGUGUCUCGGGCUUUAGAAAGGUCUGGGAGCGGUCCAUGGUGGUGUCUCGGGCUUUGGUAGGGUGUCGGAGUGGUCCACGGUGGUGUCUCGGGCUUUAGAAAGGUCUGGGAGCGGUCCACGGUGGGGUCUCGGGCUUUGGUGGGGUCCGGGAAUGGUUCACAGUGGGGUCUCGGGGUUUAGCAAGGUCCGGGAGCGGUCCACGGUGGUGUCUUGGGCUUUGGUGGGGUCCGGGAGUGGUCCAUGGUGGUGUCUCAGGCUUUAGAAAGGUCCGGGAGCGGUCCACGGUGGGGUCUCGGGCUUUGGUGGGGUCCGGGAGUGGUUCACAGUGGGGUCUCGGGGUUUAGCGAGGUCCGGGAGCGGUCCACAGUGGGGUCUUGGGCUUUGGUGGGGUCCGGGAGUGGUUCACAGUGGGGUCUCGGGGUUUAGCGAGGUCCGGGAGCGGUCCACAGUGGUGUCUUGGGCUUUGGUGGGGUCCGGGAGUGGUUCACAGUGGGGUCUCGGGAUUUAGCGAGGUCCGGGAGCGGUCCACGGUGGGGUCUCGGGUCUCAGUGCCCUCUGUAUGUCUGUGUGGAAUGUGCUCGGUGUUGCUUUAGUGUUUCCGUCGUGUCAAACACAAUCUACUGCAUCGGCUUUAACGCCGAUGUCAAAACACUGGGGUUUAAAUACUGAUCCCUUUUAUCUGCUCCUAUUCAGUCGGGCUGCUCCGCUUUACUGCAGCUUCCUGAGCACGAGGUUUAAACUUUCUCACGGUUUUGGGGAAUUAUGAGCAGAGAAAUAGGCUACAGUUGUGUUUAACCUUUAUAUAAUAAAGAGAAGUUCACUUUUAUUAAUGUAACUGGAGAGUGUUUUAGUCCACGUGACUUCACCUCAUCACACGCCUGCUGUGUACACCUUUUUUUUUUUAAAUUUCUGUUUCCUUAAACAUGGGGUGGAGUUGAUAUUUGUAGAGGUGGAAUUAUGCUAUGAUGGGGUGUGGUUUUGUUCCGAUGGGGCGGGGUUUAGUUCCUGUCAGAUGCACUUAUGAUCACGUGGGGUGGGGUUAAGAUAAAUUCUGAUGGGGCGGUCUUAAGCUCCAGCAGGCGUGGUUAAGCUCUGAUGGGGUGGGGUUAAAUUCUGGUGAAGCGCAGUUAAUUUGGCAUUGGGUGGGGUUAAGCUUGGGUGUGGCUGAUGGGGCCAAUGGGUUAACUUCUGAUGGGUGGGGUUAAACUGUGGGCCCUAAGUUUCGGUAGGGUUAAGUUCCUUUUGGGGCAGAGAUAAUCUCUGCCAAAUCUAUCUUUGCCAAAAUAAUUUUAGAUAUAUAUUUAGAUAUUUUAAUAGAAUUUUAAAGCCAAAACCAAAAAAUAAUACAAUGUAUUAAACCUUUAGGAAAUAGAAAAUUGAACCGAAAUAUUUUCCCGAGAUUAAUGUCUGAAACUUCACCUUUAAUUCUAGUUGAAGUUUAUAACUACAUGUUGAUGUUUCUGAAAUUAAUACCCUUUACAGUUGCACUGCUUUAAAAUGAACGGGCGGGUGUGAUCUGUUAUUGCUGAAGAGUGAUUUUGUUUUUUUAUGAACUGUUUAUCUUUAAGUCUCUGGAGGUUUAAUGAGAGAGCGAGAGAAUUCCCUCACAUGAUAGUGAUUAGGAGCAGACGCAUGAGAGAUUCUGAUCUAUAUGGGAAUGUAUUUCACACACACACACACACACACACACACACACACACACAGAGAGAGAGAGAGAGAGGGAGAGAGAGAGGGAGAGAGGAGUUGUGGAGCUGCAGGAGUGGAUGAGGUGACUCUGGUAAAUCCUGAGGAAAAUUAACAGACUUUCUGGAGAAUUUUCAGGGAAUCCUGCUGCAGUGAAGUGAGAUUUUUAAACACUCAGACAGAGAGAGAGAGAGAGAGAGAGAGAGAGAGAGAGAGAGAGAGAGAGAGAGAGAUCACUCUGAGAAGACCACAACCUGCUGGAGAGAGGAGAAACAGCAUUAAAAGGGGGCGCUGUGAGCCACGUUAAAAGAGUGUCAGUGAAUUCCACUGGGAUUAAAAAACAGAACCACAGAUCCAGGUCGUUGUCUAUAAUGUUUUGAGAUUAAAGUUUAUAAAAUGAGAAAAAGAAAAUAAAGAAGUAAACGUGUGCUGCGAUAGUAAAAAAGAAAGAAAACAGACGAGCUCUGGGUGUGAGAUGCUGAGAUGAGAAAAUAAAUGUAAUGUGCUAUGGUGUGCAUGUGUGUAUGCGUGCUGUAGGUGUGUGAUGGACAGGUCAGCGUUGUGGGUGGAGCCUCUGCACAGGUGCAUGCUGGUCCUGACGAGUGCGCUCCUGCUGUGUGAGGUCAUCGCUGGACGUCUCUGUAACUCCCUCAUUAACAUGGUGGACAGCUUCCACACCCUCUACGUCCUCAUUGGCCUGAUAAUCUCCACACGAGGUGCUGAGGAGAACCCCAGUGUCUCUGCAGAACCCAGAACAACAGAACCACAGGACGCGUCGUGUCCCGACUCCGGCGCUGAGGAGAACCGCACCUCUCCACUCUCCGGUGGAUGUCGGUACUCUCGGUUCCGCGUGCAGCCGGUCGGAGGUCUGAUCUCAGCCCUGCUGCUCUGCUCACUGUGUGUGUCCUUCAGCUUCGAUAUCCUCAGCCACACCCUGCAGCCACACCCCAUACAGCGCCCUCUACUGGCCACGGCUGUAGGUGCAGUCAGUCUGAUGUUUAAUCUUCUGCUGCUGGUGUGCAGGAGACUGAGAAGACCAGAUGCAGGAGUUAAAGAACUCGGAAAAGGCGACACAGAAACUCCUUUAACUCCAGCGGGUUCUCCUCACGAUGGUGUGCUGAUGUUCUGUAACCCCGGAGUGUCCAGCGUUCUCCAUCCAGACUCUCAGGAUCACACCAUCCAUCCCCAGCCCAACUCCAUUUCCCAUGAUUCCACUCGCACAGAAACAGUCGGAGAGUCUCAGAGCAGCAGCAGCAGCUCAGGCCAUGCAGGUCAGCGGUGUGACGUGAGCAAGUGUAUCAGAACCAUCACCGCAGUGUUCCACAGCCUCCUGGGUUCUUCUCUGGUUCUGCUGAACGGACUCCUUCACCUUCUCUGUGUGAGGUUUCAGUGGAGCUGUGACGUGAUCGUGUACCUGGACCCGGGGUUCUCCAUGCUCACCGUGCUGGUUCUGAUAGCAGUGGUGGUUCCUGAGCUCUGGCGUCACGUGUUACUCCUGCUCCAGGCGUCUCCAUCAGGCCUGUGCAUGGAGGAGCUGACGGUGGAGAUCGGGCGUGUCCCCGGCGUGUUAGCCGUGCACGAGCUCCACGUGUGGCAGCUCUCUGACACGUGCGUCGUGGCCUCGGUGCACGUUCACUGGCCGUCGGGUCUGAGCGCGCUCGAGUGUUCUGAACUCCUGAUUAACAUCACGGAGGUGCUAAGGAGGUUCGGGGUGAAGCGCUGGACCGUACAGCCCGAGUUCCUGACCUUUCACCCCGAGGACGCCGCGUUACGGCCAGACUGCACUCUGCGCUGUGGGAGAGCGUGUGUGAGGAACAUGUGCUGUUUACCUCCAGAGGAACGUUUCAGCUCCACGUCUGUCCACGUGCACGACAAGAAGCAGGACGUCAUCAUUCAGAACACACACUUAUAACACUGAUCAGAAAUAUUCAGUAUUAUAGCAGCUACGGCUUUCUCUUACCGCUUCUGUCUGAACACAUUCUCUAAAGUAUUAAAAGGUUCAUAUCCAAAUAUAAACAUUUUAUUUUUCUCUAACGGUCUCUCAUCAGGGCCGAAAACAAUCACACAUGGAAGUUAUUUACACAAAUGUUAUUCAUUUGAAUAUUAAAUAUAAACAAUAAAUAUGGGACCCACGUUAGGAAUUUACAUUUACAGCUGUAAACUCAUCCAUGUACAGUUGUAUUAAAGGUUUUCAUUUGGAUUUAACUUUAGACGAUUUCGAAUUUGUAUUGAAAUAUUAAACUCAUUUCUAAUUCACAUUUUAAUAAAGAUAGAAUUUCAUUUAAAACAUUUCAGUGUAAUGUUUUGCUGCUCAACGUAAAGACUGAAACAGUUCAUAUUUCUGUAAACUAUCUAUUUAUACGUAAAUAAAUAUGAAAUAUAAAAGCAAAUUCCUACACAAAUUGAAUCCUAUAUUUAACAUUUACAUUUGUUACUUACAUUUAUAUUAAUCAAAAGCUCACUGUUAAACGCUGGACAGGUUUUACAGGUCUUUGUGAAUGAAGUCUGAUUCAUCUGCACUUUAUAAAUAUUAUAAACAAAAGUGUAAACGUGUCGUUUGCUUUAUAUUCUGAUCAUACUAAAGCAGCACUGUUAAAAGUCUGUAUGAUGUGGAUAUGUUUUCACACUCAGAGCUGAUUAAGCAUUACAUUUAGAUAAAUAAAUGUUUUUU